AUGUCUGCCCUUUUAACAACUCUCGGUCUUCGCGCCGCCCCGGACCAAGUACCCGCGAACCACGCAUCAGCCUUGCUGGUAGCGAACUGGGUUUUCGCGUACAUUUUGACCAGUCCUCGCGGCACCAAGAUACGGCUGGGCCUCGAUCACAAUGUCAAUCCGCGGGAGGACUUGACCACGUACGGCGAGGCAGCCGUACAGUCGGGAAAGAUUACCCGCCAAACCCUUGACAAGCUCAAGCGACAGGCCUCGGCGCAUGCCAAUGCGCAGGAGGGGUUUACUUUGUUUGUGGCGGCGAUCCUCACCUCCUUGUACGCUGGUCUCCCCAAUGAGUCUAUUAAUACUGUCGGUAUUUGGUACUUAUUGUCCCGUGUUGCGUACCACCUGUUCUAUUGCAACAUCGAAACUCGCUCUUGGAGCUUUUUGCGCUCAGCGGCUUGGUGGUCCGGGAACAUCAGCUGUCUUUAUGCGCUGGUGCAGGCCAGCAAGAAGUUGUAA
Penicillium digitatum Pd1 is the source of this 498-nucleotide messenger RNA. Its product is annotated as MAPEG family protein. Gene Ontology annotation, cellular component: membrane. NCBI's taxonomy places the organism in Eukaryota, Fungi, Ascomycota, Eurotiomycetes, Eurotiales, Aspergillaceae. The record is from RefSeq and is a predicted model, not a curated record.